GUCAUGUGGCAAUUAGUCGUGUAUAUUUUGUGAGGUGGGAUCGCUACUUAACAUUCAAACGUUUGGUACGAGAAUAUAUACCAGUCUUGUGCUGAUACAAUUUUAACUUUUGGAAUUGCUAUUGGGGGCAGAAUCGAGAGGAAUUGUGACCGAGAGGAGUUGGAAAGAAGUUCGCGCCAAAUACACUUGGAUUUUAUUAUUAUUCAGCAAUAUGGCGUUCGUAUGGAGGGAGUGUUUUAGGUGGGCACCACUCGUCUUUCUUCUGAUCGUGACGCCAGGAGCAUUGGCCCAAGAUUCAGAUGCUGAUCAAAUGCCUGGAUUUCUCGAAAUCGGUCCGGCCACCAUCGCUCCAGCUUCCACCAUCUCAUGCGAGGACAUCCACGGGGACUCCUUCGGUAACCAGACGGCCAAGCCGGGCGUGUGCUACCUGGUCGCCGACGUGAAGGGUGACUUCCACGACGCCAGGGCUUACUGUCAAGCCUUGAACGACAGUCUGGGCUGGGAUGUGGCGGAUAUUGAAGACGUCGUGGAGAACAUGCUCAUCCAAGAUGCCUUGACGACACUCAAGGAAAACGGCUCACUGUCCUCCGCAACUACAUUCUGGGUCGGCCAGAACGAUCUCGAGACCGAAAACACGUGGGCGUACCUUAACGACAGCUCCAACGCGUGUAAUCGCAGCGUCUACCUGAACUGGCGAUACGAGCAGCCCAACGGGGGACGCCGACAGAACUGCAUUGCUUACUUCUACAAUGAAAAUGGCAACUUUCAGGAUCGCAAAUGUGACGACGAUUACUACUACUUGUGCAAAGUCAAAGUGACUUCCGACACCGUACCUUCUUGUCCUGAUUUUGUCGAGGAUAUUUCUACGGAGGCCUCGGACGCAUGCUUGGAUAUCUGGCCUGUAGCGUUCAGCAAUCCCGCGGUACCCGGCGUGUGUUAUGCUCAUGAGAGCUAUCAGCAGUUCUACUUUGAGGACGCACUUAAUUUCUGCAAAAGUCUCCCCGGCGGUUCCUGGUCGGUGGUCGACAUCGAGGAUGCGGAGGAGAAUCUCUUCUUGGAAGCCUGGAAUAGAGAUAAUUUCCCCAAGAACAAUGGUUACUGGAUCGGACAAAACGACCGGGAGCAGGAGGCUGAUUGGCGGUACACGUCGAGCGGGCAGUGCCCGGUGUAUCUCAACUGGAGAAACGAUCAACCCAACGGCGGCCGAGAGCAGAACUGCAUGGUCAUGUUCAAAACAGACGACGGAGCGUUUCAGGACAAAGCUUGCAAUGAGAGGCGUUAUUACUCGCUAUGCAAACUCAAGAAAGAUCCAGGACCGACCCCAAAUCCGGAGUUUAUCAAUUGUAACGGUUCUACUCUACCAUCCGAAGUUGCAGAAUGCACGAGCUUGAAAUCCGGUGCGUUUGGCAGUGUGGAUAACCCGGGCUACUGUUAUUACAUGAGCGGCAAUCAGAUGACCUGGGAACAAGCUGUACAAAGCUGCCAGGCUCUUGGCUGGGAGCUGAUCGACAUUGAGAAUGCUCUAGAGAAUGAAAUAUUGGCGGCAAGAUUCAGAGAUUUCUGGCCCACAAAACGGUACUACUGGGUGGGACAGAACGACAGAGCGACGGAGGGAGUCUGGCAAUACUCCUCGAACAGCACGCCCGUAGCCUUCGCUGGGGUGUACCUAAACUGGGAAGAUGGCCAGCCCAACGAUGUUGACCAUACCCAAAACUGCAUCAUGAUGGACAAAACGGGCCAAUGGGAGGACAAAUCCUGCACCAGUUAUUACUACGUUACCUGUAAGAAACGGGUCGGACAGAUACCGACAACCACCGCUGCCUGGACUGAUCCGUGCCCGAAGUAUCAGGAAAGUGCAUUUGGGGACGAGGCCAAUCCGGGCGUGUGUUAUAUCCUGACCAACGAAAAGAACACAUGGGAGGAAGCACAGAAGGUGUGUGACGGAUUUGGAUCGGGAUGGCAAGUCCCUGAUAUCGAAGAUGAUGCUGAUCUUCUGGCCCUGGUGACAAUGAACAGCCGUUCGUUCCGUUCCAAUGAUGGUUAUUGGAUCGGCCUGAACGAUGCAGCCACGGAAGGCACCUGGGUCUACCUGGACACCUCGAUACCGGGCCCCGCGUACGAACGCUGGGAUUCCUCGGGGAACAACCAACCCGAUGGCGGUGUCAGCGAAAACUGCGCCGUCUUUCAAGAAAGCCGAGAUGGAAAAUUCAAGGAUGUUCCCUGCGGAUCCGAAUCUUUCUUUGUGGCAUGCAAGAACAGAAACGCCUAUGACGUCAGUAGCACAGUUACAACACACGAACCUACGACCGAUGCCACCACGACCCAAUCUCAAACAACAGAGGGCGCCACAACCCAAUCUCAAACAACAAUGGGCGCCACGACCCAAUCGCAAACAACAGAGGGCCUCACGACCCCACCAUCGAUAGGUACCACUCAACUCCCCACAACAGUGGCCACGACUCGGCAACAAACGACAGAGAGCGCUACCACUGGCCAGCCGAUAGAUACCACUGAACAGCCAACAACAAAAGUAACUACCCGGCAACAAACGACAGAGGGCGCUACCACCGAACAGCCAUCUGAUACCACUGAACAACCAACAACAGAAGCCACUACCCCGCAACAAACGACUGAGGGCGCUACAACCGAACAGCCAACAGAUUCAUCUCCGAUAACAGGAUCCGGUCGGUUCGUCUUCAAGUCCGCGGACGCCACGUGCAGCAGUGCGACCGCCCUCCACACCUCAUCUGCCAGAGACCGAUUCCACUGCGCGCGCAAGUGUCUGAUCCAGGGUAACUGCCGCAGCUUCUCCUUCGCGGCCUCUGGGGAGGAGGACGCGUGCGAGCUGUGCAGCGAAGUCCUGGACGCCGACAAUUUGCAGCGCAAAAUCGGAAGCGUGUAUUACUUUGAAUCAAAGUAGAGCUUUGUUUUUGUUGUUGUUGUUGCUCCUGUGCAAAACAAUUAAAUCUGGCAGGAUGACCAUCAUCUGUAUUAUAAAUAUAUAUUUUUCAAAAUCAUUUGGCUUUUUGAUGGUGAAUAUGCUUUUUUUGUGAAUAAAAAUACACUGAUGUGACCAACAAAAAAGCCCGCGAAAUUAAGCAAUAGCCUAUGACCUCAGUGGCUUUUGAAGACCAGGUUUUUUCUCCAUUUGUUGCCCUGUACAUGCAUUGCCUUUAAAACCUACCGGUAGUUAUAAAUUACCCCGAUGCAUGUAACGCAACACGAAUAAAAUUCAAAUUUGCAAAAAGUCUCCCGGUUUAAUUUCAAAUAAGCCUGGUUUUAAUAUCCGCCUUGCACAACUUCUUGUUCUUCUUGCUCUUUGCAAAGUUUUAGAUGUAGCAAAUAAUCAUUAUCCACUGAGCUAUGUAUCAAAUGCCACGCAUAAUCAAGGCUUAGCUCAAUCAUUAAGGUUGGCAUCCUUGCUAUGUACAAGUCAUUCGUCUUUGAAUGGACGUCAAAGUCUGGCUACCAGACUUUUUUCUGCAAUCCUGGAGUGUUUGAAUUCUUUAAAUGGUCUGGCUGCUGAGACGCCAUUUUAUUGAGACCGGGCCACACACUGUGCCAUUAUAACCGUCAAUGGCAUAGUGAAAGAAAGACAA
This is a messenger RNA of Patiria miniata (bat star), 3599 nucleotides long. Its product is annotated as C-type mannose receptor 2-like. The transcript has 17 exons. The record is from RefSeq and is a predicted model, not a curated record. The coding region runs from base 212 to 2920 and encodes 902 amino acids. Lineage: Eukaryota; Metazoa; Echinodermata; Asteroidea; Valvatida; Asterinidae.